AUGUUUGAAGAUGAAAUAGUAAACCAGACUAGGAGCUAUGAGUCGGCAGCCAAGGAUAUAGAACAGGAAAAGAAGAUGGUGGCAGCUUUGAAGCGUUUGUCUAUAAGUAACAUGAUGAGUUACGAUCCUGACUUGCCUAUUGAAGAUAUGGAAUACCAAUAUCAAUAUCAGCAGCACAAUGAUGAUCUGUCCAACAAAAGUCCACCCACAUCACCUCAGAUGAGAAGAAGUUCGUCACUUUCGCGUAAAUCAUCUCUCAAGGGUCGCCCAUCACCAUCUGAGGACUCUUUACAUCAAGAUCAGGAUGAAAUGGGAGAGAAUAUUUCGGAUGAUCCACAGCAAGAACAGGUGCUAGAUACGGAAACAUUGUUAUGGGUUCCAGCUGAUUUGCACCCCGAAGUUGAUCCAGAACAAUUCAAAAUUCACGUCAAAACGAAGGUGGGAGAAAUUAUGGAGAGAAAACUGAGUAGAAAAAAUUCAUUGAGUAGACAUUCUUCCCUUUCGUCAUCAUUUUUAGCAGAUGAUAAGGAAGAGCCGAGUCAAUCAGAUUUAGAAACCCCAGAGAAGAACAUUAAAAAUGAUAAUCUUGAAGUCGAACAACAAUCUUACCAAGAGAAAAGAUUUAGCAAUCCAUCAUUACGUGACUUGAGUUUCGAGCUAGAAAAUUUAUCAAGAUUAGCUGGAAUGGACUCUACUGACGCAGUCACAAUAGCUCGGACCUUGUCGAGUUCUUCUUUAGGUUACACUGAUGUUGAAAAGCAAGCAUUUGAUGAAUUAUCUUCUCCACCGCACACAUCUCCAAAUAACUCGACUAGGAGACGAGAAACAGACACUUCGCAGAAUAAAGCAUUUGUUGACCCAGAAUCACCAACGUCUCAUAAAACAGUCAAUAGAUUACCCCAAGAGCACGCAUAUAGUCAUUCUGGUAGACAUGAACAGCAAUCUCGCCAACAUCAAGAUUAUCAAAGGGCAAAAUCACAAUUUAGUCCAAAUGAUUUUUCUUUAAAAAGAAGUAGAAGGCUAGACUAUAGAAAGCUUUCUAAUCCUUCGGCGUCUGGCUCCAGUUUACAAAAUAACAAGGCAGGAAAAUUAGCUGAAUUAAGAAAUAAUUUAAACUCUCCUUCUCCAUCGCCAGUUACACACCAAUAUCAUUUAACCAAGCAACCUGAGCAUAAAUCAAAGGGUAAGCAGCGCAAAGCUCGUGAUUCUCAACUUUUAUUCAGUUAUCGUAAUCCAAAUGUCCCACCCGAAUCACAAUCGUCCAAGGAUUCCCCGUAUCCGAAUUCUGCAUCAUCAAGUUCUCCACUUGAACAACAGUUUAACACGCAUAAAUUUAGCCAACAUAAUGUAACUGCAAAACGCAUAUCGCAUAUUAAAAAUCAUAAAGAUCAAUAUGGCUUACUCCAGAAGCAAGGAUAUUCAAGAACAUCUUCUAGGUCUUCAUCUGGAGGAUCUGGCAAUCAUUCGGUACAAUCUUUCGAAAAAGAGAAGACUCGUCCUAUUCAAUCACCUCCGAAUCAGCCAUUCCCAUCUCACACAAUCAAUAAGCAAAAAUUUCCACCUUCCUCACAGAGUAAAUAUCGAUCCGACAACAGAAAACACCAUCACAGAUCUCAUGGCCAACAAAAUGAUAGAUUAAAACAACAAAUUCCGCAGCAGUCAAAAAACUAUGUAUUUCAAUUGCAAAUUCCUAAGACACGGUCUGAGAAUCGGAAAUUUGAUUCUAAUAAUGAAACAGACUUAGUUAACAAGAAGUCAGUUCCUCAAAUUAAGAUAAUAAAUGACUCUUCUAAUAAUAGAACAGAAGAUAAAUCUACACAAUUAAACCAGAAUCUUGACAUGUUGAGAUCUGAAAUUAAUGAAUUCAAGGAAAGCUUAACAAAGAUCGACUCCCCAGCCUUCAGCGGAAGUCGUUCCGCUUCUGAUAGUGAUUUACCAGAAAGUAGUGACAAUAACGAGUCCGAUUUCAGCUUCGAAGCGUCAUACCAGAAUAUAAGCUAUGAAGACAGCUUAGGAAUUGAGAAGGAUGUUUUGAAUGAACUUGACAAAGAGAAAUCUAGUAACAUCGAUGACGCAGGCGGCGAUUUGGAAAAUAAGAAAGCCAAUCCAUUUGUUAGUCCAGAGAAACCGACAGCAACUCAAGAACCUGUUUCUGAAUUGGUAGAGGAAAGGGGUAAUGAUAAAGGAGAUAGUAACAGUGAAGAUUUGUUGCAAGAUUUUGAAAUUGAUUUUGAUCGAAAUGCAAAUAAGGAUGUGAUAGAACUAUCUGAGAUUGAUCAGGAUCCACUUAUAGAAGAAAUUGCAGGCACACCUGACGAAGAAUUUAUAUCUAAAUCAAGUGAACCCGUGUCUCGAGUCUCAUCUACUGGUGAAGUACAAAAGAAGAAGUCUUUUGGUUUGCUACCAAAUCAUUCAUCAAGCUCUUUCAAUUCUGAGACAGAGACUAAGAAGACUUUAAAGAAGAAAAAAUCAUGGCCGUGGUUAAAAGAAAGAUCUGCAAGUUUUUCAUCCAGUGAUGGUAACAAAUUACCAAGCUUACCAGAAGCAAAAUCACCAUCGAGAUCAUUUUCAACCCCUGAAACACCUACUAAGAAGAGGCAAGAACAACAACAGAUAUCUAAAGAAAUUCCUAGGACUCAGGAUAUAAAACCAUCUGCUUCUAUUGGAAAAGAAAAUAUGAUUAGUAAGUUUUUCAAGAAAAAAAGAUCGAAUUCUUCUACUUCAGUAUCUUCAUCUUCUGAUAUCACGAAUAUGGAUAGCAAGCCCGUACAAGAUUCAGGAGUUACUAUUGACUACGAAUCAGAUUCUGAAGCCAAGAAGAAUAUACAAGGAAAAUUGAAGGGUGGAAUAUUCAAGAAAAUGAAUAGGAACAAGCAAAAUGAAAAGGAGAAAGAAAGACUCCAAUCAUUGAAGUCUACAUCUGUAACUUCAUUAGUAUCACUGAUUGAGAAAGGCAAUAGUACUGAAGACUUACAUGAACUCGAAGUAUCUCGUGAAUUAAAGAAAGGUCAUAUAAUACAAGAUUUCGAAAGAGAUGUUCAAUCUUUCUCACAUAAUGUGUCUGAGGUGGGUAAGCAAGAUGAAGUGGAACCAUUGUCAAAAUUAAGAGAGGAAGAUAACGAGGAGACUUUGAUGGAUAAUGAAAAAGGAAAAGGAAAAGAAAAGGAAACGGAAAAAACAAAACCUAAGAUUAAAACGAAGCUAUUAGAGUCGAGAAAGGAAAGAGCACUUCGAAAAUCUGAACAAAGUAAGACUGAGGUGCCUAAACAGGUUACAGAAGUCAUGCAAGAUGAGGCUGACAUAGAGGAUCAAGCUAAGCAGACAAUAAAGCCAGAAGAUGAGAAAGAAGUGUCUCGUUCUGCUCUUGACGUACAAGAAAAAUUGAAAAAAUCCAUCAAAAGAACUUCCAAAGCCAAUCAACCUAUCGAGUUUACAGACUCCGCGUUUGGAUUCCCUCUACCACCUCCUUCCCAGUCUACAUUGGUCAUGUUAGACUACAGAUUCCCGGUACAUGUGGAAAGGGCCAUUUAUCGUUUAUCCCACUUGAAAUUAGCCAAUCCUAAGCGAUCGCUCAGAGAGCAAGUUCUCUUGUCAAAUUUCAUGUAUGCAUACCUUAAUUUAGUAGACCACACAUUACACUUGGAACAAUUGAACAAUAACACCGAAAAUACUACUGAAGUGCUCGAUGAUACAAAAGAAUUGAAUUUCGCAGCCGAAGACGUAAUCGUGACAGAAGACGAACUAGAUGAUACUCAACAUGAUUCGGAUCAAGUAAGUAUCGAUUUAGACAUUGUUGAUCUUAGCAAUACCCCUGCAACUACAGCAGAAGUUCAAUAA
Molecule: messenger RNA, 3837 nt
Organism: Debaryomyces fabryi
Lineage: Eukaryota; Fungi; Ascomycota; Pichiomycetes; Serinales; Debaryomycetaceae
Gene: ZDS1
Product: Zds1p
Exons: 1
Coding region: 1-3837 (1278 amino acids)
Biological process (GO): establishment of cell polarity; positive regulation of G2/M transition of mitotic cell cycle
Cellular component (GO): cytoplasm; cell septum
Source: RefSeq, a predicted model, not a curated record